GCGCAGAGGCUAUGCCGCCGCCGGAUGCGGCGCUUCCUCUCCCUUCUCCUUCACCCUCGCGCCGCUUCUCCUCCCCCGUGCGCGCGCGCGCGAGCUGCGCCGCGGGCCCGCCUCUGAUGCGGUCGCUUCCCAUCCCCGCGUCGCACUGCCUCCCCCCAUCCCCACGCGUCAGCCACGCCACGCGCCUGUAGCCCUAGGGAGGACGACCGUCGCGUCCCGCAACAGCUCCUUCCACCGCCUCCCCUCCCCUCGGUGCUUCCUCUCCAUUACUUGAUGCCAGAAGGGAGCACGCCCAUCGUGCUGACCACCCAGCGGCGCCUCCCCAGCCAUGCUCACACCCGUCGUGGCGGCGGCGGCGGCGGCGCCGGCGCGGUCCCGGUGGCCAAGCUGGAGGACGCCGCCACGCUCAUCGACUCCGUCGAGACGUUCAUAUUUGACUGCGACGCAGCGUAGGUGUGAUUUGGAAGGGCGAGAAGCUGAUCGACGGAGUGCUAGAGACGCUCGACAUGCUAGAUCAAAGGGCAAGAGGCUGGUAUUCGUGACGAACAACUCGACCAAGUCGAGGAAGCAGUACGGGAAGAAGUUUGAGACGCUAGGACUAAACGUCAAUGAGGAAGAGAUCUUCGCUUCGUCGUUCGCAUAUGUGGCGUACCUGCAGUCCAUCGAUUUCCCCAAAGACAAGAAGGUUUAUGUGAUUGGAGAGGACGGGAUUCUGAAGGAGCUGGAGCUGGCUGGAUUUCAGUAUCUUGGCGGGCCAUCUGAUGGAGACAAGAAGAUAGAACUGAAGCCUGGAUUUUACAUGGAGCAUGACAAAGAUGUAACUACGAUCCCUACUAGCACUCGCCACCUAUUUCAUAUGUAUAGAAUGGUAGUUGGUGAUUCCGUAUCUACAGCUUCUUCUGUAUGUUGCGCUACUCCUGUUGAUCUUCAAUCCGCAAAAAGAAGGCCGAUGUGUACCAUUUUCCUUUAUACAUUGAUUUUGGACAUGGCCAAGUCAGGAGUGGAGUUUGAGGCUGCCCUUUUUUAUUCUGAUGGUUGAAAUCGUUGUCUUCUUGCCUCGACAACUACUGAUCCAUUUUAGAGCUUCUGCUGCUUGCCCUAGAUCAACUUAUUGUCCAAAAGUAUGAAUCUGCACCAGCUGGACAGCAGUGACAUUGUCCUCUCACUACAGAAAGCCAGGGGUUUGUUUGGAAGAUUUAGUAUACUCCGUAAGCUGAGGUGCUCAAAGAUACCUUCUACCUGGAUGGUUCCUCGAGGAAGUUUGGCCUCCCCUUAUAUGCUACCACUAUCUCUCUACCUUCCUAUUUCAUUUGUUCGUCACUAAAGAAUAUUAUAACGUUGCUUUCAGAAGAUUCAAGGAUUUGCUCUAUCUUCCAUUUCUUUCAGCUCAAUAUCAUUCCUUUUCAUCGUAAUGAUAUAAUAACAUCAAGUGAUUUGAUCAAGCAUAAGAAAGACUGCAACUGAUAACCAUUUGCAACAGCGCACUGUUAUAUAUUUGAUAUUUGGCA
Molecule: messenger RNA, 1508 nt
Organism: Oryza sativa Japonica Group (Japanese rice)
Lineage: Eukaryota; Viridiplantae; Streptophyta; Magnoliopsida; Poales; Poaceae
Product: phosphoglycolate phosphatase 1A, chloroplastic
Molecular function (GO): phosphatase activity
Source: RefSeq, a predicted model, not a curated record